Molecule: messenger RNA, 3378 nt
Organism: Pocillopora verrucosa
Lineage: Eukaryota; Metazoa; Cnidaria; Anthozoa; Scleractinia; Pocilloporidae
Product: hepatocyte growth factor-regulated tyrosine kinase substrate-like
Biological process (GO): endocytic recycling; receptor internalization
Cellular component (GO): early endosome
Molecular function (GO): phosphatidylinositol binding; metal ion binding; ubiquitin binding
Source: RefSeq, a predicted model, not a curated record
CAAUAGUCGGCCAUCUUGUCAGAUACCCAGUGUUGUCGUGAAAGCACUUUGGUGAACAGUGCUGCGAUCCUUUCUAGUUCCUCAUCGGUUUUUAAAGAUGGGGAUAUUUUCAAAUUCUACAAAUUUCGAUUCUCAUCUCGAGAAAGCAACGAGUCAGCUUCUUUUGGAGCCAGACUGGAAUAGUAUUCUUCAAAUUUGUGACUGUAUCCGACAAGAAGAUGUAAACCCCAAAUACGCAAUAGCAGCUAUAAAGAGAAAGAUUUUAGACAAGAAUCCCCACGUUGCGAAAUUUGGAUUGAUAGUGUUAGAAGCAUGUGUGAAGAAUUGUGGGGCUCCUAUGCACAAAGAGGUGGCUACAAAAGAGAUUAUGGACUGCUUCAGAGAGCUGGCCAAAUCAAGCCCAGAUCCAGUCAAAGAACAAAUUCUUAGUAUGAUUCAGACAUGGUCAACUGCAUUUCGCAAAGAACCAAAAUACAAAGUUGUCCAGGAUACAUUUAAUCUUAUGAGAAUGGAAGGUUAUAAGUUCCCUCCAAUAAAUGAUUCAAGUGAUGCCUUAUUCACGGCCGAAACAGCUCCUGAAUGGGCAGAAGGUGAUGUCUGUCACAUGUGUAGGGUUAAGUUCUCCACAUUUCAAAGACAGCACCACUGUAGGAAUUGUGGCCAAGUAUUCUGCCAGAAGUGUUCAUCUAAAAAUUCUAUCAUCCCACACUAUGGAAUAGAAAGAGAAGUCAGGGUUUGUGAUCCCUGCUUUUACAAGAUCAACCCAUCAGCAGGAAAAAGUGAAGAAGGCAGCUCCAAGAAGUCCGAUAAAGAAAAAAAAUCUGCAGAUUCUGACUUACCAGCGGAAUAUCUUAACAGUCCACUCAGUCGUGAGUCACAGGUUCCUACAAAGAAGACUGAACAGGAAAUUCAGGAUGAAGAGGAAGAAGAGUUGCAGCUGGCUAUGGCAUUAUCACUGUCAGAAGAGGAAGCAACUAAAGAUAUGCGAGCUCGUCCAAGCAUUAAAUCUUCUUCCUACAAUGUAGUCUCAGAGCAACCUUACCAAUCACACAGGCAGUCCAGUGGCUUAUAUGCUUCUCCAGAUGUAGAAGCUGAUUCAUCCAGCAUGGAUCCAGAGCUUGCAAGAUAUCUGAAUCGCUCAUACUGGGAAGAGAGGAGUGAAAGGCAAACAUCAAGAGAGAGAACAAGUCCUCCAGCCAGUGCACCAGCACCAACGCAGGCUAACAAUCAUGUAGAGGUUGAAGGCGUAAAUUCGGACGUGUCUGAAGUGACGGAUGCUAUGGUGAAAACAUUUCAAGGCAACGUGGAAAUGCUGUUAGACAGAAUGCAGAGAAUUUCUGGUCAAGGGAAGCAUAUCGCUAUGGAUGCUACAGCACAGUCAUUAUUCCAAACUGUCAGCGCAAUGCAUCCCCAAAUUUUGAGACUCAUAGAAGAGCAAGAAGAGAAAAAAGCUAAAUACGAGGCACUUCAAGUGAAACUUGGUCUUGUGCAUGAAGCACGUGCAUCCUUAGAUGAGAUGCGAGAGCAACACCGUGAGAAAGUUCGUCAGCAGGAACUCGAACAAGAUAUGCUUCGACGGAUGCAAAUUGAACAAAAGCUGGAGCUGAUGCGGCAGCAGAAGGCUGAGUACUUGGCUUACCAACAACGUUUACAGGCCGAGAGACAAGCAGUCAUUGAACAACAACAACAGCAACAACAGAGAUUACAAUAUCAAAGACAGAUGCAGCCAUCGCAGCAGCAGCAGCAAAGCCCAUAUGCCGGAGUGCAAUAUCCAUCCACAGGGGAAUCCAGUCCGUAUUCUUCCAUGAAUUACGCUCCAAUGACUGCAGCUGGUACACAACCUUACAAUCCUCAGAAUCCACUCGCGGGCUACACCCCUGCUGUCCCUCCUGGAUAUCAGGCCCCUGAUGCCCCACCACCGUCUCAGUAUUCUGCUCGACCAACAGGAGAGGGUUAUGUACCCACCACACGGGCGGACUAUAUGUCAUACAGGAACGAAGUGCCAGCCCCUCAAACAGAGUUCCAACCCCAGCCAAGUUCGCUAGAGUAUCAGCCACCAUCAUAUGCAUCUCAAGUUCCACCAGAGUCUGGUCCAUCAUCUCUUCAGCCUUAUAGUCUUGGGGGACCCCUCCCCGUUCCGACUGCCCCUGCGCAAGUACUUCCCCAAGCACCUCCUCCUCAGUAUGCUCAGGUUAGCUCCCAGCAGCCUGGCCCUCCACCUCUAUAUGGACAGUCAGUUGGUCAGCAGCCGCCAACACAAUCUGCGCUACAGAAUCAGCUCCCAGCUACAACACUUCCAGGCCCCACAGGGAAACAACCCCAGUAUAACCAGAUGCCGCCACCACAGACCCAAUCCCAAUACCCACAACAUCCACAAUAUUCCAACCCCACGGAGGCGCCACUGGUACCAGAGACUGCCCCACCCCAGUACCCUCAACCCCCAAACCAGGCUCCACAGACUAAAACACAGUCAUACCAUGUUCCUCAAGGGAAUGGCUUUCCUCCGGCAAUGGACGCCUCCAGAGGAUCAUCUCAGAUGCAGUUCAAUUCUUUACCAACUCAACCACAACUCAACAUGGUUCCACCCAGUGGUCCUCCUUCGUUUCAACAAGGACCUCCUUCGUUGCAACAAGGAGCCCCGGUGCAGCAAGUUCACCCGAUGCAGCAAGGUCACCCAAUGCAGCAAGGCCAUCCCAUGCAACAGGGCCCUCCCCUUCAACAGGGCCCUCCAGGGCAGCAGGCUUAUGAACCACAACAACAGCCCCAACAAUUUGCACCUCAGCAAGGGUACCAACCGGGUCCUGGUCAACCACCGCCACAGCAAUUUGGAUCAGCACCGCCACCCCAAGGCCCACCUCCCCAGAGGCAGUUGACGGAUCUAGAGUUAAUAUCUUUUGAUUAAAGGAAACCGUGGAUUUUACAUGUAUAAAUAAAAUUUCGAAUUUCUUUUCUUGUGUUAACGUUUGUUCAAUAACGUAACCGGUAAAUGGUCAGGAGAUUGUAAUUUUUAACCGAUAUAAUUUCUGUCCGGGUGGAAAUGUAAAAAGUGACAAAUGAAGCGACAGUAUGGAUGGUUUUGUAUAUUUGUGUUUGUUUUUGCAUAUGUUUGUGAAUAUCUUUUAAUUAACCACAGUUUACAACUGGAGAAAUAUUUGUUGCGGGCUUGAUAGGUCUUAUUACGUAUUAUUCAGAAGUAGUUUGCCAGGUUCUACUCGAAAAUCAAGAUGGCUUGUGCCAGCAGCUCGCCAUAAUAGUGAAUUGAACUGUUGAUAAUAUAUUCUAUUGUCACAAGUUAUUAACUUUGUUUUUCUUUUUCAUAAUUUGUAUUUUAAAGUGGAAUAAAUCGUAAAUAUAACAAAAUAAAACGAAAUGAGAAUA